AUGACAACAACGGUACCAAAAAUUUAUUCAUUUAGUGAGUUUGCUGGUGUCGCAGAUGCAGUGGCCAACCAUGUUAUAAAUGCUCAAAAUCAAGCUUUGGUGAAUAGUUUACCAAGUAAUAAUUCCACUACAUCUGUUCAAAAUUUACAAACUUUAACAUCACAUUCAAUUCCUAGAAAUGAUCCUUCAAUUGAAAGUAAUAGUACAAAUAAUGAAUCUUCAAAAAAUCCAACUCCAAGUGUUUCUUCAUCAAAUUUAGCAUCAGCUUCUGCUACACCUCCAUUAUCAUCUUCUGCAUUAGAUAAAAAAUCUAAAAAAGCGAAAGAAAAAAUCAUUAAUAAAAGAUUUAAAAUUGCUAUAUCUGGUGGUUCUUUAAUAAGUGUAUUAGCUCAAGGUUUAUUGAAAAGAGAAGAUGUUAUAUGGGAUAAAUGGGAUAUAUAUUUUGCAGAUGAACGUUUAGUUCCAUUUAGUGAUGAACAUUCAAAUUAUGGUUUAGCAAAAAGAGAAUUGUUUGAUAAAUUACAAGAAUUAGGUAAACCACAACCCAAAGUUUAUCAUAUUGAUGAAUCUUUAUUAGAUGAUGCACAAGAAGUUGCAGAUGCUUAUGAAAAAAUCCUUAUUAAAGGUUUUGCAAGUAAAGAUUCAGUUAGAUUACCAUUAUUUGAUUUAUUUUUAUUAGGUUGUGCACCUGAUGGUCAUAUUGCAUCAAUUUUCCCUAAUGAUCAUGAAGUUUUAAGAGAAAAAUUUGCUUGGGUUGUACCUGUUGAAAAUGCACCAUCUGGUCCAACAAGAAGAAUUACAUUAACUAUUCCAGUUAUAUGUCAUUCCCAUCGUGUUUCAUUUGUUGUUGAAGGUGCUGUUAAAGCUUCAAUUGUUAAAACUAUUUUAGAAAGACCUGAAAAAGGUUUACCUGCAUCUAUUGUUAAUGAAGGUUCUGCUGGUAGAAUCGCUUGGUUUGUUGAUAAGGAUGCAUUAGCUGAAACUUAUUUUGGUUAA
This is a messenger RNA of Hansenula ciferrii, 996 nucleotides long. It is a transcript of the gene SOL1, whose product is annotated as Sol1p. Bases 1 to 996 code for a protein of 331 amino acids. Lineage: Eukaryota; Fungi; Ascomycota; Saccharomycetes; Phaffomycetales; Wickerhamomycetaceae. The transcript has a single exon. The record is from RefSeq and is a predicted model, not a curated record. Gene Ontology annotation, molecular function: 6-phosphogluconolactonase activity. Gene Ontology annotation, biological process: pentose-phosphate shunt; carbohydrate metabolic process.